AAUAUUUUCAUAAAAAAAUUCUAGUACGCUUUACUAGUGAAACAAAAAAUAAUUUAUGUCUGAUUUAAGAAGAAUACUACAUGCUCAUCAUGGCAAACCACCUGGACGAGUUUUUGGUCUAGCAAAAGAUUUCAGCCCUAUCAAAUGGUCAGAAUACUUUGAAAAAGAGGAACUUAUUCAGUUAGCAAAUGGUGAAUUUCAUGUUUACACCAAAGGUAGCGAAGGGCCAAUUUUACUUUGUCUUCAUGGCGGUGGCUAUUCUGGAUUGACUUGGGCAUUAUUUGCACAAGAAGUAACAAAGAUGAUAAAUUGCCAAGUCGUAGCACUAGACUUACGAGGUCAUGGAAAUACGUCUACCAACGACGACUCUAACCUAUCAUUGGAAAUGUUAUCAAACGAUGUCGUGGAUAUGGCUGCAAAAGUGACUGAAAGAAAUACAUCCCCAAUAAUAUUGUUAGGUCAUAGCAUGGGAGGUGCUAUAGCUGUAGAGGCUGCUUACCACAUUGAAGCUGUUGUAGGACUUUGUGUCAUUGAUGUGGUCGAAGGAACAGCUCUUGAUGCAUUGUCAUCUAUGCAAAGUAUUAUUAGAGGAAGACCAACUCAAUUCAAGAGUCUUCAGCAUGCUAUCCAGUGGUAUUACAAAAGAGGCAAAACUCAUAAUAUUGAGGCAGCUAGAGUAUCUAUGCCUGGACAAUUAGUUAGAGUAAAAACCGGUAAGUUGGCUUCAAAUGAUUGUAACGCUGAAGAACCAGUAGCUUCUUCUGCUAAAGAAAUACCAUCCACUUGUUCCAUCGAAGAUAUUAUCGAAGUUAACGAAGCAGAAGAUGGCAUCUGUAGCAUUAGUGGAAAACCUCCACUUCCACAAUCACAAAAUACUGAAACAUUCAAAACUCCAAUCUCUGUCAGGACAGAACAAGAUGGCGAACCAUAUACAUGGCGGAUUGACCUCAGCAAAACCGAAAAAUUUUGGCCAGGCUGGUUCAAGGGACUUUCACAGAAGUUUUUAGAUCUCCGCAUUCCGAAGCUGCUUCUAUUGGCGAACAUACACGGGCUGGAUACUACUUUAACAGUUGGGCACAUGCAAGGCAAGUUUCAAUUUCAAGUACUGGCGAAGUCUGGACACGCUAUUCACGAGGACCAACCACACCAAGUUGCUGAAAUAGUAAGCGGAUAUUUGGUGAAGCAGAGGAUAGCGACGCCAAAAUCAAAUUUCGUUCAUACCAGUUUACCAGCAUGUUAAAUACUUUUUACGAGGAAUAGACAAAUUGGUAUUAUAAUAAUAGUCUCCAUUUUAUACCGCUGACGCGUCGUUAGGAUUAUAGCAGAGUAGUCUGCUAUAUCUA
Molecule: messenger RNA, 1343 nt
Organism: Diabrotica virgifera virgifera (western corn rootworm)
Lineage: Eukaryota; Metazoa; Arthropoda; Insecta; Coleoptera; Chrysomelidae
Product: protein phosphatase methylesterase 1-like
Exons: 1
Coding region: 56-1240 (394 amino acids)
Biological process (GO): protein demethylation
Molecular function (GO): protein methylesterase activity
Source: RefSeq, a predicted model, not a curated record